This is a messenger RNA of Alternaria novae-zelandiae, 1101 nucleotides long. RefSeq lists its product as uncharacterized. Gene Ontology annotation, molecular function: FMN binding; NADPH dehydrogenase activity. The transcript has a single exon. The coding region runs from base 1 to 1101 and encodes 366 amino acids. NCBI's taxonomy places the organism in Eukaryota, Fungi, Ascomycota, Dothideomycetes, Pleosporales, Pleosporaceae. The record is from RefSeq and is a predicted model, not a curated record.
AUGUCCGCAGACCGCCUCUUCCAGCCGCUCAAGGUGGGCGCCAUGGAGCUCAAGAACCGUAUUGCCAUGGCACCUCUGACACGAUUCCGUGUCAACGACGACCAUGAGAUCCUGCCCAUGGCUGCACAGUACUACGGCCAGCGUGCUUGCGUACCGGGAACCCUCCUCAUCACCGAAGCCACCCUGGUCUCGAAACAAUCUGGUGGUUACCCCAACGUACCCGGUAUCUACACUCAGGCUCAGAUCGACGCAUGGAAACCAGUAACCAAGGCUGUCCACGAGAAGGGCUCGUACAUUUACCUCCAGCUCUGGGCCCUUGGACGUGUAGCGAACAAGGACUUUGCUGCGGCGAACGACAUCACCAUCAAAUCUUCCAGCGCAACAUCCCUGGGCGAGGGAUACGCUACUCCCAAGGAGAUGACCGUUGAGGACAUCAAGCAGAGUAUCUCCGACUACGCACAAGCAGCCAAGAACGCCGUCGAGGCUGGCUUCGACGGUGUAGAGAUCCACGCUGCCAACGGCUACCUCAUCGACCAAUUCUUGCAGGAUACCUGCAACAAGCGUACAGACUCCUACGGCGGCUCUGUUGAGAACCGCUCCAGGUUCUGUGUCGAGGUCACCCAGGCUGUAGUAGAGGCCGUUGGCGCCGACAAGACCGGCAUCCGAUUGAGUCCAUUCUCCGAGUUUCAGGGCAUGAAGAUGAAGGAUCCCCUGCCUCAGUUCACAGACAUCAUGAAGAGACUGGACGCAUUCAACCUGGCCUACCUCCACCUUGUCGAGGCGCGCGUAUCUGGUAACGCAGAUGUUGAGGGUUACGACUCCCUCGACCCCCUGCUGCCUCACUACACUGGCAAGCUUCUCAUCGCUGGUGGACUCAAGGCCGAGGAUGCGAAGAAGAUUGUUGAGGAGCACAAGGACCGCGAUGUCGUCGCGGUGUUCGGACGCUACUUUAUCAGCACACCUGAUCUCGUUUUCCGGAUAGAGAAGGGCAUCGAGCUUACUCCUUACGACCGCGAUACUUUCUACGUCCCUAAGAGCGAGAAGGGAUACAUCGACUACCCUUUCAGCAAGGAGUGGAAGGAGGCGCACCCAAACUUGUAG